Molecule: messenger RNA, 690 nt
Organism: Priceomyces carsonii
Lineage: Eukaryota; Fungi; Ascomycota; Pichiomycetes; Serinales; Debaryomycetaceae
Gene: PEX17
Product: Pex17p
Exons: 1
Coding region: 1-690 (229 amino acids)
Source: RefSeq, a predicted model, not a curated record
AUGUCAAGUGUUCCCAUCCUUACAAUUCCUGAAUCGGCAUAUGAUGCAAGCUCCUUUUCCUCACCUGUUCGUCGAAGAUCAGUAAUAUUAGCAUAUAUCUUUAAAUUGGCACAUGGCUCAACAUUAGUGGCGCUUUUGACUUAUGUUUUAGGAUACUUCAUUAUCAAACCAUUAUUGGAGAUCAAAGCAAAGCGUAGAUUAGAAUUAUUAGAAAAAUAUAGGAGCAAAAUAAGGGACUAUUACAUCAGUUUGAUUGGCAAGGUCAAGUACAUACCGAUAGUAGCUAUUAACAAGAAAGAUGGCAGUGGAAAGUUUUACGCAGAUGCAGUUUGCCAAACCCAAGAGUCAUACUUGCAAGAUAGUGUUCCAAAGUCCAAGGAAGAACAGGAUGCCGAUUUGGAAGAAAAGGAUUCAUUGUAUCAACAGAGAUUGUUGGCUCGAUUGGCUAUCCUCUCCAAGAGAUUGGAAACUUGUACGAGCUAUCUGAUCUCUGAAAUUCCUCAUUAUAAGAUUGUUGACCAACUCGUCAAGGAAUUCCAAAGAAAGUCUGAUGUUGAAUAUUUCAACAGUGGUGAAUUCCUUACCGUAGAAGUUGUUGAAGGAGACAAAAGGAAGAAAAAAGAUUUGGCUCUGGAAGCAAAAAACGAAAUCAGAAGCAUAAAAGGAUUGUAUAUGAGUGGAAAGGCUUGA